AUGCAGAAGCUCCAUCACCACAACUGUCAUGAGUUGAUCGGCAGUACGAUUGAUCCAACAAAUGUUGUAAUUCUCACCACUCUUUGUGAAAACGGCUCUAUCUUCGACUUUUACUCCAAGCAGCUGCUGCCAUCGCAUAGGAGAUUUCAUCCUGAGACAUCGCACAGGCUGGCAUUAGAGUCAGCACGCGGAUUGCAGUACAUGCACUCCCUACAUCCUUCCAUGAUGCACCGAGACUUGAAGAGUCUCAACGUAUUCCUAGACAAAAACAUGGUCGCCAAGAUCGCCGAUUUUGGAAUGGCAACAGAGGAAGUGACUUCUUCAAUCGGUCUGGGCACAAUUCAGUGGAUGGCCCCUGAAGUUCUAUGGAACCUCAAAGGAAAGAAGAGCCAAUAUGAUAAGCGAUGCGACGUUUUCAGCUUUGGGGUUCUGAUGUGGGAAAUAUUCCACUGUCAGAUUCCUUACGCAAGCACAGGAAAAGAUAGCUCUGCUCUCAUGCAGUCGAUAUUGUUGGAGGGCCUUCGGCUUCUUCCAUCCGAACUCUGUUGCCCUCCUGACAUUAGUCGUCUCAUUUCGUCAUGUAUGAAUUUCGACGCCAACUUGCGUCCCUCCUUCGAUGACAUCGUCAAGCAACUAUCAGCAAUUGAGGGAAUCUCAGACCAUCUCAAAUCCCUAUUACUCCAAUGA
Messenger RNA from Guillardia theta CCMP2712, 687 nucleotides. RefSeq lists its product as hypothetical. Gene Ontology annotation, biological process: protein phosphorylation. Lineage: Eukaryota; Cryptophyceae; Pyrenomonadales; Geminigeraceae. Gene Ontology annotation, molecular function: protein kinase activity; ATP binding. The record is from RefSeq and is a predicted model, not a curated record. The coding region runs from base 1 to 687 and encodes 228 amino acids. The transcript is spliced from 5 exons.